Molecule: messenger RNA, 2238 nt
Organism: Selaginella moellendorffii
Lineage: Eukaryota; Viridiplantae; Streptophyta; Lycopodiopsida; Selaginellales; Selaginellaceae
Product: receptor-like protein kinase BRI1-like 3
Exons: 3
Coding region: 1-2238 (745 amino acids)
Molecular function (GO): protein binding
Source: RefSeq, a predicted model, not a curated record
AUGUUCGGAAAGAUUCGCCUGACACGCCUGCCUUUAGCGUGGAGGAAGCGAGAUCGCUCAUUCUCCCCAGCCAUGAAUCUCUCGUCACGUCGACGUAUUCGUGUCCGCGAUUGGGAUAGCUUACAACUUGGUGCUAGCAGGGACAUUUCACAAUUAUUUCCACUGGUCGCAAAACUUUUGCCGUGGCAGCCAGCUGCAAAAGAAGAAGAUCGUGCAACGCUCUUGAGCUUCAAGAACCAGGUGAGCGAUCCAUUAUCCACACUCGGUACCUGGAACACGAGUUCUGGUGUAGAUUCGUGUCACUGGCAUGGAGUCAAUUGCUCCAGCUCGGGCCGGAUCACUGGACUUGAUCUUCAGUCACUAUCACUGCCCAGGCCUGCUUUGCUCGAUGCGAUCCAAGACCUGUCCCAUCUAGAGAAGCUCCACAUCUCUCAGAGCAAUUUCACCGGAUCGUCCACCAACCGUUCGCUGCGAAGUUGCAACCUGGAAGCUCUCGACUUGUCUCGAAACAGUCUCACUGGCGAUGAUAAUCUUCUGCUUGAGAUCCUCGAGAGCUGCGGCGGGACGAUCCGAGCUCUCAACCUUUCUUCCAACGAGCUCACUGGCGAUAAUAUGGUCCUCUCCACUUGCGUUGAUCUUCGAGAGGUCUUCCUGUCCAGCAACAAUCUCUCUCAGAUCGUUUUCCCCGGCUGCAAAAACCUGAUUAGUAUCAACAUCUCGUUCAACCAGAUAUCGGGAGAGUUAUUCGCUCCCGAAAGCAGAUGUACCUCACUGAAAGUUCUCGCUAUCGCUCGCAACGCCUUCUCCGGGGAUUUCUUCUCGCUGUUUGGAGCAAGCCAGCGCUCGCACAACUCCAGCUUGAGCACUUUCUUUCCCGUCGUUGAGAGGAUCGAUGCCGCCUACAACAAAUUCACGGGUGAGGUUCCAGCGCAUAUUGGAGUGCUCACGAGGUACAUGGAUCUCAGCUCCAACAAUCUCACCACCAUAGGAAACCAGCAGCUUUGCAGCUCCAACUCAAGCCUGGAAAGUUUGCUACUACAGAACAAUCGCCUGGAUGGUGAGCACAAUGUGUUUGCCUCCCUCCAAAGGUGUGCUCGUUUGAAGAUGCUGGACGUGAGCUUCAACACGCUUGCCGGAGAACUCCCCAGCAGCCUAUGCGAAAACCAUCCGCAGCUCAGGCACCUGAUCCUCUGGGCGAAUAGCUUCGAAGGACAAAUACCAUCCGCUUUGGCCAAAUGCAAAAACCUGGUCAACUUGAUGCUGAGUUUCAAUCGUUUCGAGGGAGAGGUUCCAUCACAGCUCUCCGACCUGCAAGACCUGCAAUGGUUGAGCUUGAGCAACAACAGGCUUAGUGGUGAGAUACCUGCUGCGCUGGGACGCCUCCACAGGAUGACCAUACUCCAGCUAAGAGACAAUCGCCUGCAAGGAGAGAUUCCAUCGGAGCUCGAGCAGUGCGAGAAUUUGCUGGUGAUAGACUUUGCCGGCAACUUGCUGAGUGGAAAAAUCCCUGCUCGCAUCGGCAAAAGCUCGAGUAGCGUCCUGACACUGGUACCUCAAGUAGAGAGAAACUUGGGAGAGUUGAGGUUCGUGAUACCGGCGCUGAAUCUUCCAUCCUGCACUGGAGCGAGUGGAGUUUUCGGAGUCCAGGGAAUUGCGCUGGAGGAUUUUGAAGCAUUGCUUGCCGCGAGAACCAGGUGUGAUGCUCACGUCGGUUUCUUUCCCCCGGUUACUCUCGAUCUCAGCAGCCCCAUUUACUUGGACGUCUCGAACAACAACCUCACUGGAGAGAUACCGCUCGAACUUGGCAGGAUGGAGGAUCUUAUAGUCCUUGGUCUCGCCUACAAUUCUCUCACAGGAGAAAUCCCGACAGGCUUUGGAACCAUCCGGAAUCUGGACACGGUCGACAUGUCGCACAAUCUCCUCCAAGGUGGCAUUCCGGGCGGCUUUGCGAGUCUUGGCACUCUCACCCGGCUCAACGUCUCGUAUAACAACCUGUCUGGAAUCGUUCCCCAGGGCCCCCAGACUGAAACUUUUAUCCUCGAUGGAAAUCCCCGCCUGUGCAACCAUCUCGAGGUCCCGGGCUGUGCCGCCCCGGUUGAUGCCACGCCACAAAGUUUUUCACGGGGUGGCGACGAUGGCUUCGGCGGCAUCGUUGGGAUGGGAGUUGCUCUUGGAGUCGUCGCAUUUGUACCCAGCGCCAUUCUGUCCUUCAGGUAUUUCUCGCCACUGUUCUUCUAG